Molecule: messenger RNA, 444 nt
Organism: Ctenocephalides felis (cat flea)
Lineage: Eukaryota; Metazoa; Arthropoda; Insecta; Siphonaptera; Pulicidae
Product: probable 28S ribosomal protein S6, mitochondrial
Exons: 3
Coding region: 1-444 (147 amino acids)
Biological process (GO): translation
Cellular component (GO): ribosome; mitochondrial small ribosomal subunit
Molecular function (GO): small ribosomal subunit rRNA binding; structural constituent of ribosome
Source: RefSeq, a predicted model, not a curated record
AUGAUCACAUAUGAGUUAUCAUUAAUUUUAAGAAAUAUGCCAAGGAAUGAGAUAUUUUCUACGUUAAAACGAACAGCAGAAUCCAUAUUCGAAAAGGGAGGAGUUAUUAGGAAAAUAGAAAAUUUAGGAGCCAGAGACCUUCCAUUUAAAAUGAGUGUACAUGGACAAGUGUAUCGACAAGGAAAUUAUUUUUUAAUGACGUUUGAUUCUCCUCCUAACGCAAUUUCUGAUUUACAUGAAGGAUAUAGUAGAGACAUCGAUAUCAUCCGGAAAUGUAUAUACAAAACUCAAGAUCCAGUAGUUGAAAGCUGCACAUUAGAAGAAGAACUUUUACCGCCAGCUUAUAGAGCUGAAGUACAAGCAUUAAUAGCACAGGCUAAGAAAAGUCCAAACCGUAAGUUGAAACUGAAAAGCGUGUUGGAUUAUUAUCCUUUCCAAAGAUAA